UGCAGGCCAGGCGCACCGGGUUGAAAGUUUUCGUGCGUGCGAGUGGGGCCCCUCACAGAGUUGCGCCGAGCAGACGGCACAGACUUUCUCCGAAGAAGAGUCAGCGAGAUGAAGAGCAGCGCCAGGCCGGCACCAUGCGCUCCAGGCUCCCACGGACCGCCUGCCUACUGCGACUUACCGCGCUCUGCAUCCUCCUCUCGCACACCGCAGCUUAUUUUGGGCUGACAGGUCGGGAACCCUUGGUGUUUUUACCUGGUCCGUUUUCCAAUGAACCUCCGACAGGAAAGGCCCACUUGAAGCAGUGCGAGCAGAUGCCUCUGACCAGGCGGCAGAAGAGGCUCUGUCGCCGGGAGCCUGGUUUGGCGGAGACGCUGCGGGAGUCGGUGCGCCUCAGCCUCCUGGAGUGUCGCUACCAGUUCAGAAGUGAGCGCUGGAACUGCAGCCUGGAGGGACGAGGCAGUCUUUUGAAAAGAGCUUUCAAGGAGACCGCCUUCCUCCUGGCAGUGUCCUCUGCAGCAUUGACCCAUGCACUCGCCAAAGCUUGCAGCUCAGGCCGAAUGGAGAGGUGCACGUGCGACGACUCCCCAGGCAUCCAGCAUCGGGAAGCAUGGCAGUGGGGGGUCUGUGGUGACAACCUGAAAUACAGCACCAAGUUUCUGAAGAAGUUCCUCGGCCAGAAGAUGGUCAGCAGGGACAUGAGGGCUCAGGUGGAUGCCCACAACAUCAACGUUGGAGUUCGGGCGGUGAGGAGCGGCCUGAAAACAACCUGCAAGUGCCACGGCGUCUCAGGCUCGUGCGCCCUACGGACUUGUUGGAAGCAGCUGUCGCCUUUCCACGACACUGGGCGACUGCUGAAGUAUCGCUAUGACUCGGCAGUGCGGGUGCUAAGCGUCACCAACGUGGCCACGGGGGAGACGGAGCUCACAGGGCCCCGUCGUCACGGCCAGAGCCUCCGCACUACUGACCUGGUCUACCUGGAGGAAUCCCCCAGCUUCUGCAGGCCCUCCCGCUACUCUCCGGGCACGGGCGGCCGGUCGUGCGUCAAAGACACCAGCUGUCAGAGCAUGUGCUGUGGCCGGGGUUACAACACUGCCAUGCAUCUCACCAGCCUGUCCUGCCACUGCCAGGUGCGCUGGUGCUGCCACGUGGAGUGCCAGACGUGCGUGAGAGAGGAGGAGGUGUACACCUGCAAAACUGCAUAGAUAUAGUGAGUCUGAAGACAUACAGGGGAGUCAGUGAGGGACACAGAGUUCAUCAUCUGACAUAUCAACCCUGACUGCAGAGUAACCUCCUGUAGACAAUAAACUGCUCUGGUUACACAUCAGUGUCUUUGCUGAGCUCCACUUUUGAGUUUUCUUUGUUUUUGGGAGGAAUGUAAAACGCUUCUAACAUUAUAAAAUGUAUUUGCUAAUCAUCAUCGAUCUGAUAUGCACCCGCUCACGGUAGUUGAGGAUGUUUUCAAACUACUCUGCUCUCCUCUCAAUGGAUGCACUGAUAAUACCCGCUCUCCUGGGACAGAGGGAAACAAGCUCUUAGAAACAGGUACUGGCCUGAACUGGACGCCACCACCAGUACAACGUCGAGCUCUGACACUUUGACCUUGUUGUAUUGUAUUUUUGUAAUUACCCACUUUCUGUUGACUAUUUAUUGUAUCAGUUGUACUGCUGCUUUAUACUUUAACCUUGUUUUAUUUUUUAUAACCCAGAGUUGCCACUAAGGCUAUGCACGGCCUGAAAAGGAAUCUACCUGUCUGUCUCUCUCUGUCUGCUGUGUUCUAGUGGAGAACGUGUAUGGGUUAUUUUCUGAGUAAAAAAAGCACUUAAGUUGCUCUGUCUGCGUUUGAUUCAAAGUGUAAAGUCGAUCAAAUAAGUUAGAGAAAAAUGUUUAGGUCUAAAUAUAUGUAUAAAUACAACUACUGGAAGUUUUAAAGCCACUGAUAUGCAUUGUAACUACAUGUUAUUGUGUUAAGAAACAAGCUGGGUUUCAGUUGCUCUUAUGGAAAUGUCUAUGGAAAUCUUUUCAUGUGGUCUAAUGUGUGCUCAGCAGAACAAAGGGAAAUACCCGGCGUAGUAAUGAGGGAAACACCAAACACAAAACUCCUGCAAACAAGAAUGAAACACUUAGUUUGUGAACAGACCAGCUCUCCUCUUCCCCCUUCUAUUUAUAGAGUCACACACUCUACAAUACUUUCAUGUUUUAAAUGCCCUGAUUGAACCAUUUUGGUCUUCAGAGUCUAAUUUGGCCACAUCUUUGUUCUCGGCGCCUUUUGAACUGGGCUCAUUUCUCUUCAUUUUCUCAAAUAGCUAAUCAAAGAAAAUCACCCAGUUACAUCCACAACGUGUUCAUGUGUGUGGGGUCAAACGUUUAAUUUUUAUUGGCCAGUUUAUGUUUAGCUUAAGCGAUUCUGAACUGUAUAUAUGAUAUGAAUAUAAGUCAUGUCAGGGCUUUAGGCGUAACACAAUGUGGAAUCGUAAUUUUCUACCUCACUUCAUCUUUUGGCAAAUAUCUGUAAGAUUAUUGAGCAAUGCUGAGUUUUUCUCUCUGUAGAAACAUGUUCUUUCCUUUGCAUUGUUUUAAAGUUCUGA
Molecule: messenger RNA, 2585 nt
Organism: Paralichthys olivaceus (Japanese flounder)
Lineage: Eukaryota; Metazoa; Chordata; Actinopteri; Pleuronectiformes; Paralichthyidae
Gene: wnt9b
Product: wingless-type MMTV integration site family, member 9B
Biological process (GO): multicellular organism development; canonical Wnt signaling pathway; neuron differentiation
Cellular component (GO): extracellular region
Molecular function (GO): cytokine activity; frizzled binding
Source: RefSeq, a predicted model, not a curated record